Messenger RNA from Zea mays, 1584 nucleotides. RefSeq names its product zinc finger MYM-type protein 1-like. The record is from RefSeq and is a predicted model, not a curated record. The transcript is spliced from 3 exons. The coding region runs from base 16 to 1584 and encodes 522 amino acids. NCBI's taxonomy places the organism in Eukaryota, Viridiplantae, Streptophyta, Magnoliopsida, Poales, Poaceae.
UCUGUUAAAGAACAAAUGACGUUGAUAUUGAGAUAUGUGAACAAUGAAGGCCAUGUGGUGGAACAGUUCCUUGCCAUCAAGCAUGUCAAGGAUAGUAAAUCAGAUGUUUUGAAGGAAGCUCUUUUCGCCCUUCUGGAUCAUCAUGACUUAUCUAUAUCCAAGAUUAGAGGACAAGGAUAUGAUGGUGCAUCAAAUAUGAGAGGUGAAUUUAAUGGCUUGCAAAAAAAGAUUAUGGAUCUUAGUCCACAUGCUUAUUAUGUUCACUGUUUUGCACAUCAACUACAACUUGUGGUAGUUUCUGUUGCUAGUAGUGCUUGUUGUCAAUCCGUUCAUGACUUUUUUGAGUACAUUCAAUUAAUUGUAAGCACCAUAAGCUCAUCUUGCAAGAGAAGGGGUGCCAUAAGGGAAAAAGAACAUGAGAGUAUUGUAGAAAAACUUGAAAGAGGUGAAUUUAUUACUGGAAAGGGUCUUCAUCAAGCAACCAAUCUUGCUAGACCCGGUGACACGAGAUGGGGUUCACAUUAUUUAACCUUGCUUCGUUUAGAAACAAUGUGGGAGUCAGUAUUGCAUGUUCUUGCUAUUGUCCAUGAAGAUGGUCGUGUACCAACACAAGCAGCAGGGUUGAUAGAAAAAAUGGAGAGUUUCAAAUUUGCUUUCAUUCUAAAAUUGAUGUUGAAAGUGCUUGCAAUCACAAAUGAGCUCUCUCAAAUGUUGCAAAGGAAGAGUGUUGAUAUUGUUCUUGCCAUGGAGUUACUUGAUGUUGUUAAAGCCCGAAUGGCUAUGAUGAGGACAGAUAAUGGUUGGGAGUCAUUCUUUGAAGAUGUGAAAGAAUUUUGUGCUAAUAAGGGUAUUCCUGUGGUAGACAUGGAUGCAGAAGUACCUAUUAGAGGUCGAUCAAGGCGAGAUGGAUUCACAGUCACAAAUCUUCACUACUACCGCACCGAGAUAUUUUUUGUUGUUCUUGAUAAAAUCAAUACAGAGUUGUGCCAUCAGUUCAGUGAAGUUUCAAGUGAGUUGCUAGUUGGUUUUGCUUGCCUUGAUCCAAAGAAGUCAUUUUCUAUGUUCAAUUUGGAGAAGCUUGUUAAGCUUGUUAAGUUAUAUGAUCAAGAUUUCACAGUUGUUGAUCGUGCAAUGUUAAGAGAGCAACUCAAGACAUAUAUUGUUCAUGUGAGAAGGCAUGCUGCUUUUAGUACUUGUGAAGAUAUUGCAACUCUUUCUAUUAAGAUGGUUCUGACUGGAAAGCAUGUUGUGUUUCCUUUAGUCUACAAGCUAAUUGAGUUGGCCCUAUUAUUACUUGUGUCAACGUCAAGUGUUGAAAGAACAUUUUCAGCUAUGAAUAUAAUUAAGAGAGAAUUGUGUAACAACAUUGAAGAUGAUUGGUUGAAUGAUUUAAUGGUUUGCUACACUGAGAAAGAGAUCUUCAAAUCCAUUGAUGAUGAGCUUAUUAUUCGACGAUUUCAACGCCUCAAAACUAGAAGGAUGCAAUUGCCUCGGUCACAAGAACUUAACGCCUUCCUCAACCUCAAUCUUCAUCUACCUUUGGCUCUAUGCCGUCUAGGAAUGUCUUGGAUGGAUCACCACUAG